AUGGAAGAUUCAUACUUCCACUCCUACGAGAAACGAUGGCACCAUUUCUUCGAUACAUUCCGCACAUCGCUUCCCCAUCCCAGGGAUUUUCGGAUGGGUCUUGGCCCGGAUGAGUAUGAUGCGACGCCCACAAAGUCUUCAAUGCCGUUUGAUCGCGAAGGAGAGAUUCGGAUGGGGCUUAUGGCUGAGCGGUAUAUGGGGUUUUAUUUUGAUGGCUGCUACGGCUGGGAUGAGAUUGAUGAGGAAGAUACGUAUAUGCGGAUGCCGCCGGGGUGUGAUGAGGAGGAUCGUGUGGCUUUGAGGGCGUUGUUGAGGGAGACUGGGCAGGCAGAGGGGGAGGGAGAGGGAGAUUGGGAGGUGCGGAGGGAUGGGGUCGCUCAUGUUGUUAAGGAUUUUGUGCAAACUAAGUGA
Aspergillus calidoustus is the source of this 411-nucleotide messenger RNA. The record is from the annotation of a GenBank genome assembly. NCBI's taxonomy places the organism in Eukaryota, Fungi, Ascomycota, Eurotiomycetes, Eurotiales, Aspergillaceae.